This is a messenger RNA of Saprolegnia diclina VS20, 2991 nucleotides long. RefSeq lists its product as hypothetical. Bases 1 to 2991 code for a protein of 996 amino acids. Lineage: Eukaryota; Oomycota; Saprolegniomycetes; Saprolegniales; Saprolegniaceae. Gene Ontology annotation, molecular function: phosphatidylinositol-3,4-bisphosphate 4-phosphatase activity. Gene Ontology annotation, cellular component: cytoplasm. The record is from RefSeq and is a predicted model, not a curated record. The transcript is spliced from 2 exons.
AUGGCCGACGACCUUGUCGUGAGCUUCUUCUGCGCCGUCAGCAACGUCAACGCCCGCGGCCCACCGCAGAGCUUCCUCCAAGGCGCCUUGGCCUCGCUGCGUGGGCAGUCGCCCGACGUGCCCGAGUGCCAGCUGCUUAUCGAGCACCUCUCGCAAGCCACGAUCGCCGGCGCGCCGAGCUCGCUGCGCAUGUACGAGACCGAGAUCACCAAGAGCAGCAACCCGUCGUUCGUCCUUGGCAUUGAGCUGCCGCUGGCAUCGACGAGCGUCGAGGACGUGGUCCAUAUCUCGCUCGUGCGCGUCCAGGACAAGCUCUCGAUCGCGUCGUGCGUGGUCGCGAUGCGCUACUUGGCCAGCCAGGUUCGCCUCGGCGCGCCCGUCAUCUACAUACCGUUGACGCUGCGGAAAGGCCAUACCACGCCGCCCACGAUCUCGAGCCCUGCGAUGCUCGGCGCAAAAGAUCCUGCGAUCGUGCUCACGGUCGCACGUAUCCGACCACUGGCGCACCCGCUCAUCCCGACGCAGCACCACCUCAUGCAGACGUACUCGUUUCCGUCGACGACGCUGGGGCCGCGUCGCGUGGCCGAGGAGAUCAUGGAGGUCGGGUACCAUACGCGCAUUCCCAAGCUCUUCCUCAAGCACAUGCACGCCGAGCUGCAAAUGUUUACCGAGCUCUGGCACGUGCGCUGCGAGAACGAGCGCAAGCGGCAGCUGAUCUUCGACUCGGACGACGAUGCGCUCGCGGCGGGCUGCGACGUCUUUCACGUCGCGGUGUUGGAGGCCCGCAACCUCAAGCUCGACGUGCUCCCGCCACCGACGACGACAACGACACCACCAACGGCACCGGCGCCGACGUCCACGGGCAUGUCGCCCAACACGGCAGCGACGACGGUGACAUCGCCCACGCCCACGGCCAUCAACCCGUUCAUUCGCAUCUCGUUUGGCGAGACCGACAAGCCCGAGGCCGGGCCGGAUGCGCCGUACCCAGCCACGCCCAUGCAGGACGUUGGCCGCACGCGCACCGAAAUGGCGACGUGCAACCCAGUGUGGGGUACGCACCGCCGGACGUCGGUCGCGUCGACGUCGCCGCAGAUGAAGAAGAUGGCGACGUCGCUCAGCGGCGACGGCCCGAAGAAGCCCGCGUCGUCGUACUCGAUCUACCGACCGUCGCACCGCGUGUGCAACUCCAAGGGCGUCGUUCAGUUUAGCGUCUACCACGAAGCCAUUGCCAAGGUCAUGGACGUGCCAAUUGGCCAUGUCAUUGUACCGUGGCGCAUUCUCAAACUCAAAUCGACGUCGAUGAACCCCGACACGAGUCUGCCCGACCCGGACGCCGAGUACGUCUUUGACGUUGACGACUGGGUGCCCAUCUACCCGCGCGGCGACCGGCGCUCGAUGCUCGGUGGUGUUGACCCCGUCGGUGAAGUCCACAUCCAAGUCCGCAUCAAGUGUUCGAAAGCCAAGUUUGGGCUCGUGAGUGAGACUGCGCUCGGGGCCGUCGACCAAACCCCGAUGUUUCGCCUGGCGGACAAGGCCAAGGACCACGAGCUCCGGAAGCGCAACAAGCACUCGCACAUCCGCACCGAGCCGGACGGCGCGCCGAUUCCGAUCGAGACGCUCGCCAAGCACGUUGCCAACCUCGACGGGUACCUCGCCGACUUGGAAAAGAUGAUGGAGGACGUGGCGGACCGGGACGCCUCCAGCAAGUGGUUUCGCUCGUCGAAAGAGAAGAAGGAGCUGCUCGUGCAGCCAUUGGCGACCAACCUCCACCUCUCGUACUUUCGGACGUUUGCCGAGUCGCCCGUGCGUCGGUUCAGCACGGGCGCGUCCAGCUUCCGCGCGUCGUCGCUCUCGGGGCUCGACCUCCCGGCCGUGACGCUCGACGUCCAAGACGCGGUCACGGCUACCGUGAGCUGCGGCGCGCCGACGGCCCACGCCUUGGGUCUCGACAAGCACGGGCUCUUGGAUCUGGAGGACGCCAUGAUGACAGCGGUGGACGCGGCGAGCUUUGAUGCUGCCAAACACGCCUACAUGUACCGCAAGAUCCUCUGCGUGUCGCAGUCGCUCAGCGUCCUUGUCACGACGUUUCUUGCGCAGCUCGAGCUGGCACUGAGUCCGUCGACGCGCGAUGGCAUGGCCAUUCUGCGCCAAUGGACGGCGAUCGGGUUUCUCGUGCAGUGGGAGUCGCUCGUGUCGUCGCAAGGCCAUGAACUCCGCAUGCUCUCGGACGCGUGGGUCGCGAUCAAGACACUGGAACGCUUUGUGUUUCAGUUUGAGGGGCAGACCGAGACGUCCCGCAUUCGCCUCACGCCGGCCCAUGACGGCAAGGGCUACGUCAUCCACGUCCCCCUGCCGUCCUCGACGCUCGUCGCGUUGCCCGGGCCGCUUCAAACAGGCGCGACAAUUGCGGUGGUGCCCGUUCUCUUUACCCAAGGCAUCAACGAGAUGCAAUCGCUGGCCAACAUGAUGGGGACGACCGGCUGGGACCUCCAGCACAAGGUCAACCAGAAGGCGUUCAAGACGCUGCAAGCCUACGCUGCCAGCUACACGGCCAUGGAGGAGCACGUGCACUUGGAAGGGUCGGCGCCCAAAGCGGCGCUGCAGACACUCACGACGCUACUGGAGGCCGAAACCAAAGCGGCAGCGACCAAAAACACGCGGCUACUGCUCGAAGCCUCGGACGUCGUUCGGUGCCUCAACGGCGGCCGCGUCACGUUUUGCAAGAGCGGGAAGGACCGCACGGCCAUGUCGAUCACGCUCGACCAGAUGCGCCGCGUGCACGCCACGUCAUCGAUGACGAAGGACGUUGAAGCGCUUGUCAAACCGAUCGCCAACGUCAUGCGGGCGCGCGGCACGCGGAUUGAGAUUGCGCAAAAAAACAUUGGCGCACCAAAGUACUCGUUCAACGCACUCCAGCGCAAGAUGCUGCCCAAGAUGUACCGCCCGCCUCUCGAGUCGAUUCAGGGCAUGGCCGCCAAGGGCCAUACGUAG